This is a messenger RNA of [Torrubiella] hemipterigena, 840 nucleotides long. The record is from the annotation of a GenBank genome assembly. Lineage: Eukaryota; Fungi; Ascomycota; Sordariomycetes; Hypocreales; Clavicipitaceae.
AUGCCUCCCUCUCUUGCCGUGCUGCCAACCGUUGAGAGACUCAGUCCGAUUUGCAUUCGGAUCCUGGGAGGUAAUCCGGGCAAAUUCACACUACAGGGUACAAAUACGUAUCUCCUUGGCUCCGGUAAAAGGCGCAUCUUGCUUGACACCGGCGAAGGAAAACCAGCGUGGGCGGCGUCUCUACGAUCUGUCCUGGAGCAAGAGAAGGCCGAUAUUGACAUUGUCCUAUUGUCACAUUGGCACGGUGAUCAUGUUGGCGGUAUUGUGGAUGUCCAGGCUAUUGCAUCCAAGGCAAAGAUAUACAAAAACAACCCUGCCGUCGGACAGCAUGCGAUUCACGAUGGUCAAAUUUUUACUGCAGAAGGCGUAACACUGGUUGCCUCUCAUACUCCAGGGCAUACAUCAGACCACAUGGUAUUUCUUGUCAAAGAAGAAGACGCGAUGCUUACAGCGGACAACGUUCUCGGGCAUGGCACGGCCGUGUUUGAGAACCUGCGGGUAUACCUCCAAAGUCUGCAUAAAAUGCAAUGCUUAUUUCAAGGGCGGGCAUAUCCGGGUCAUGGUCCAGUGAUUAACGAUGGUCCAGGCAAAAUUGCCGAAUACAUUGAACAUCGUCGGCAACGUGAGGAGCAAGUGAUCCAGACCAUGCGAUCGUCACCGACAACAGCAACCUGGUUGGUGGGUGACAUUGUGAAGAUUAUAUAUCACGAUGUGCCAGUUGAGCUACAUCCAGCUGCUGCUCAAGGUAUCAUUCAAAUUUUGUCAAAGCUAACUGAGGAGGGGCGUGUACAAAAGGUUGACGCUGAAAGAUGGCAGUUGUCAAAUCGAGCAACGCUGUAG